Molecule: messenger RNA, 4850 nt
Organism: Gavialis gangeticus (Gharial)
Lineage: Eukaryota; Metazoa; Chordata; Crocodylia; Gavialidae
Gene: BLM
Product: Bloom syndrome RecQ like helicase
Exons: 22
Coding region: 280-4680 (1466 amino acids)
Biological process (GO): DNA replication; double-strand break repair via homologous recombination; telomere maintenance
Cellular component (GO): nucleus; cytoplasm; chromosome
Molecular function (GO): DNA binding; 3'-5' DNA helicase activity; four-way junction helicase activity
Source: RefSeq, a predicted model, not a curated record
AAUGGGUGACGUAACAGCUUGGAUCUAUGCAGCACCUCUUGUCUCAAAAGAGUCCUUCGUACCUGAAAAUUUGCAAACACCUUUUCCUUUGCAAAUCUUUGUCUGUUCUUGAAUUAGCCUAAUGCGUAUGUGUCUUGCAUAGAUUCACAGAUUGUAAGGCUGGAAGGGACCUCGGAAGAUCAUCAGGUCCAGUCCCCUGCACCAUGUUCUUAUUUUGAAAGUGAUCGCUCCAUCUGAGGUUGUUAGGUAUACUUCUGGACUCUAAUAAUCAGUUUAAGUAUGGCUACUAUUCCCCAAAACAACCUCCAGAAGCAGUUAGAGCUUCAUUCAGCAAAAGGGGCUUGCAGUAAACUAAGUCUUCCAAAACACAAACCAGCUGGUUUCACUUUCAAAAAGAGAACUCUCGGUAAUGCUGUAUCUGUCAGCUUUUCCAGUGCAACGAAUGUUUCUGCAUUAAAAGAGAAGGAUGUCAAUACUUCCUUGAAUAAACCUAUUGCAUCUCUUCCUGCAUCCAAGGAUAAACAGAUAAAAACCAAUGCUUUUUUUGUGCAAGCAUCCAAGCAACAGGAAAUACAACAACUUUGUGAAGACCAAGUAUCAACAACUUCACUAGGAUGUCUUCAACAAAUUUCAAAUGAUUUGCCAGCUCCAGCAAAGAAGAAUGUAAGCAAUGAGCCCUGUGACACACCCUCUCAGAAAGUAGACUACAACUGUUCAGCUGAUUCUGUUAUUACCAUAGAAGAUGAUUGGGAUGAUAUAGAUGAUUUUGACUUAUCUGCAAAGCAAAAGAACUACUCAAAACCAUUGGUUUUAUCUCCCAAGAGUCAGAUUGUAAAAACUAGCAAGACUCUACAAAUAUCAAAUUUCCCUACAAAUACAUUAUCUAGAGCAUCUAGGACUGUAAGCAGUGAGCAGAGGCUUUCAAAACCUUGUCCUUCUGAAAAUAGUGUAAAACUACGGAGUGACAAACUGCCAGAUUUAUCAAAAAGCUCACUGAUCUACAUUGAUUUGCUUCCUGAUGAUUCGAUUCCCAAUAACCAUAAAAAUACUUUAUGUGAAGAUCUUCAAGAGGAGUUGUCCACAGAAACUAUUCUGGAUGACGAAAAGGAAGACACUUGUACAGCUGAUGGAAAAAAACAGAAUAAUGGCAAAGUAUCUCUAGGUGAGGAUGAGGAGGACAGCCAGUCACUGAAAGAACUAGAUAAAGGAUGGGUUGAGAUGCUUGCAACCCCUGGGAUUGAUGAGGAUGAUGACUAUCUAGAUAUCAUUCCACCCUCCCCAGAAGAAGUGUCUUGCAUCUCAGCUUCUAGAAAAAACAAUAGUUUUCUCAAAGAAUCCACUGUUGAAGGAAAACCAGCAGUUAAUACCACUCUGUCAGAACCUGAGAAAACCACCUCAAAACAGCCCAGCAAUGGAACCAGUACAGACAAUGCAGAUAAAUGCUUACCUUGGGAACAGCAGCUCUAUAACGUGAUGAAAAAUAUCUGUAAUCUGGUGGAUGCCGUUCCAAUACAUGAACUUAAGUCUUUAUCCUGUGGGAAUGAUCUUCUUUGGCAGAGAGAUUGCAGGAGAAAAUUGUUAACUAAUUGCACAGAUGCAAACAAAAGUGGUGCAGAUAUCCUCCUUGCCUCAAACUGGAAACCCUGUCCUGGACAUGAUAAAUGCAUGAGUGAUGACGUUCUCCUUCCGUUAGGUCAAAAAAACAUUUUGAGCCCUCAGGGAAAUUCUUUCAAAUUUACAAAAUUUUCCUCUCCACCGUCUGGUGCGGUUAAUAAAAGUUUCCUCUGUACAGCAAAAUUUCACACUCUAGAUACCUUGGAUACAUCAGAAACUUUGCAGCAUAUUGCACCAAACACCAACAUCAGAGAAAACGCAGGAUUUUGUUUUUCUAAGAUAGAUAGCAAAGAGAGAACAUCACUCAGCUUUGACACUGAGAUGUCACCUCCCAACCGUAGCUGGUGUGAAAAACCAGGGAUGGAAAAGACUGCAAGCUGGUAUUUAUCCAAGGUGCCUGUCACAAGCACUGCUUUGAAAGUGCAAAAUCAUUUUUCUGCUGGCACUAAUGGAAGAGCAGGGGACCAUGCAGAAGCAACAAAGGACAUAGACUUUGAACUUGAUAAUUUUGAUAUUGAUGAUUUUGAUGAGGACUGGGAUAACCCUCUAAAUGAUUCAGUCCCUGACCAGCCAUUAUACCAUCCCAUCAGAGAAGGUCAGCCUGCUAAAUCGUUGUCAAAGCCAUCUUUUACAGCCAAGGGAAUUAACCAUGGAUCUAAUCCUGCUGUUUCCAAACCAAACUCUUUCAUGUCAUCCAGAAACUGUUCAGACCCAUUGCUCAGAAAUCCAGCACUGGAUCGGUUCAGAGGUUUCACAUUUUCCCAUUCCGAAGAAAUGUUGAAUGUGUUUCACAAAAAGUUUGGUUUGCAUAGUUUUCGGACAAAUCAGCUGGAGGCCAUCAAUGCUGCUUUGCUGGGUGAAGACUGUUUUAUUUUAAUGCCCACUGGUGGUGGUAAAAGUCUGUGCUAUCAGCUACCAGCUUGCGUGUCUCCUGGAGUCACUAUUGUAAUUUCUCCACUGAGGUCACUAAUAGUAGAUCAAGUCCAGAAGCUAAAUACAUUGGAUAUUUCUGCUACAUAUCUGACUGGUGAUAGGACUGAUGGUGAUGCUUCAAAAAUUUAUAUGCAGCUGUCAAAAAAGGAUCCUGUAAUAAAACUUCUCUAUGUUACUCCAGAGAAGGUGUGUGCAAGUGGCAGACUGAUCUCAGCCCUGGAAAAUUUGUAUGAGAGGAGAUUACUGGCACGUUUUAUUAUUGAUGAAGCACACUGUGUUAGUCAGUGGGGUCACGAUUUUCGACCAGACUAUAAACGACUGAAUAUGCUCCGCAAGAAAUUUCACUCUGUUCCUAUGAUGGCUCUUACUGCCACUGCCAAUCCCAGGGUACAGAAGGAUAUCCAAAACCAACUGGAGAUGCUGCAACCACAGGUGUUUACUAUGAGUUUCAACAGGCAUAACUUGAAAUAUGAUGUAUUGCCCAAAAAGCCAAAAAGUGUGGCAAAGGAUUGCUUAGAUUGGAUCAAAAAGCAUCAUCCAUAUGACUCUGGAAUAGUUUAUUGCCUUUCACGGCAUGAAUGUGAUUCAACAGCUAGAAUUCUAAAGGAUGGUGGUCUUGCUGCACUUGCCUAUCAUGCUGGCCUCCAGGAUGCUGAAAGAGAUCUUGUACAAAAAAAAUGGAUUAAUCAGGAAGGCUGUCAGGUCAUAUGUGCAACAAUUGCUUUUGGCAUGGGAAUUGAUAAACCAGAUGUACGCUAUGUGAUCCACGCAUCUCUCCCUAAAUCAGUUGAAGGCUACUAUCAAGAAUCUGGCAGAGCUGGACGAGAUGGUGAAACUUCUCACUGUCUGCUUUUUUAUAGUUACAGUGACGUAACUAGGCUGAGAAGGCUAAUAUUAAUGGAAAGAGAUGGGAACAGUCAUACAAAACAGACCCACUUUAACAACCUUUACAGUAUGGUUCAUUACUGUGAGAAUGUAGUUGAAUGUCGAAGAAUUCAGCUUUUAGCCUAUUUUGGAGAAACCAGUUUUAAUCCUAACUUCUGUAAAGAACAUCCAGAAGCAACUUGUGACAACUGCUCUAGAAAAAAGGAUUAUAAAUCCAGAAAUGUGACGGAUGAUGUGAAAAGUAUUGUAAGAUUUGUUCAGGAGCACUGUGGACAGAGAGGAGGAAGAAGAAGUGCAGGAAACGGAGGUUCUGGGAGGUAUACAUUGAACAUGAUGACUGACAUUUUCUUGGGUGUGAAAAGUGCAAAGAUUCGGACUGGCAUAUUUGGGAAGGGAGCUGCCUACUCAAGACAUAAUGCUGAACGGCUCUUUAGGAAGCUGGUGCUGGACAAGAUCCUGGAUGAAGAUUUGUAUAUCACUGCGAAUGACCAAGCAGUAUCAUACGUAAUUGUAGGAGAGCGAGCACAGGCUGUACUAAAUGGGUAUCUAGAGGUGCAGUUUCAUGAAACAGAGUCUGCCAGCAGUCUCCGAAAGCAAAGGGCUUCAGUGACAAAAAUGUCACAACGGGAAGAAAUGGUUAAGAAAUGCCUUGUGGAGCUUACAGAUAUGUGCAAAACUCUUGGGAAAAUCUUUGAUGUCCAUUAUUUCAAUAUUUUUAACACUUCUACUCUCAAGAGAAUAGCAGAAACUUUGUCUUCUGACAUGGAGGUUUUGCUUCAGAUUGAUGGUGUUACAGAGGACAAACUGGAGAAGUAUGGCGCUGAAAUAAUUAAAGUCAUGCAGAAGUACUCUGAAUGGACACUGCCAGAAGAAGAUUAUGCAACUGCAGGCAAAGGGCCUGGGAGUGCAGGAAUGCUUGAGAGCGAUGAGGAGUCAGAAGAAACGGGCACAACUUCAAGCUAUUUUAACAACAGGACAAACAAAGGAAAGAGGAGGAAAAGGUUUCCACCCUUCAAACAAGCCAAGAAGAAAAAAACAAGCCAGGGUGGUGGUCAACAGUCUUAUUCAAAGGGGGGUUACAGCAAAUACAAAAAGACAUUCAACUCCAAAGCCUCAGCUGCACCUAGUUACAGCUCAUCAACAUAUGGGAUGACAGCAGCGCCAGGACUCAGUAGGAAACUGGGGAUUAUGGCACCACCGAAGCCUCAAAAUAGACAGUUCCUUAAACCUUCAUAUUCAUUAUUAUAACUGCUAGAAUGAAACUGUAUAUAACUACCUCUCUGUGUGUUCAGCCUGUCUUGUACUAACUGUUAUCUGGUUUUGAAACUAUUUAAUGUCUGCAUAUAUCUGUACAUUUUGUUUUCCAAAUCCAAAAGGUAAUGUUUAAAUAAAUGUUUUUAAUGACCUACAUUCAUUCA